UUCGAAAGGGAAGCGCCCACCCUGUAGCCCCGGACAGUUUAGGGAACAGAGUCAGCCUCGCCAACCGAACAAUUGAGCUGGUUUCCGCUCAUGGUGGCCAACUCCCUUCGUGACUCAGCAGCGUUUACCUCUGUUGCUGUUUGCUCUCCAUGCCCUUCAUCCCACCAAGGUCUGGGAGGGAAGCUCGAGGCUGGGGGCUUAGUGAGAGUUGAAAGAGGUGUUGUGUGGCCAGGGUAAGUAGAGAGGAGCAAAGCUGGUGAAGGCUGGUGUCCACAGCCUGUGGAGUCUCCCUCGGAUGAAAUGUGACCACUGAAGAGUGAUUUGAUUCAAUUAAACCCUUAAGUUGUCAUUAUCCUGUUCAUUGGUGGAGCACGAUAAACCUCAUUGCGAAGUACUAAAUAUAACGUUUUUUGUUGGUUCAAUACAAGCUGUCAUGUUAUGUUAGGGCUCAAAAAUAGUGGUUCUAAAGAUAGAUUUUCCAAUGUAUUAGAUAUCCUUAGGUAAAACCCAGCCUGCUCAUAAAAGCUAAGACUGCCUCCUCAUAAGCAUAGACGCCACUCACUGUUACGUGUGCUGUUUAAGUGCAUUCUGUUGCCUUAACACUAGCAGGGGGUUCUGCCAUCUCUGUUUCCUCUCUUUCUUUUUUACAGUUUUGUUUUUUUCAAGCUGAAAGGUUAGUUUUCUUUUAGAAUAUUCCUUUUAUAAGUUUACAUAUAGAUCAAUCCUGUGAAGUAUGAACUUUGUGGGCUCCUGAAUUUAAUUACCUAUCCAGUAUUGCCUGGCCAGUCCUAUAGAAUUCUUUAUAAGGCCAAUGCUUCUGGCCAGAGGGUCAGUGGGGCAGCAUAGCUCCUGCUGAGUAUCUGAUGCCUCUGUUCUUUUCACACCAUCCAAUACUGAACUCUGUAUUUUACUCUGUCACAGAAUUGAGCUUUUAUAGAAUAUUGUUGAUUGGACAGAUGUGACUUGGGGGGAGGGGCAACCUUAUUUGUGGAGGAGGGACCAUUGGCAUUAAAAGAUUCUCCAUAGCAAAUCCUUCAGAUUUCAGGCUAAUUAACCAUUAAGAUGUUCAGUGUUUUAAUUUUGUUCAUGCUUUAAAAAUCGCAAAGGCUAAUUUAUUAUAGUUUUUUAAUUUGGUUGCUAUUAUUUUAGUAAUUAAAUUUAUUUACCAUAAAUUAAUAGCAGACAAUUGUUUCCAGGGUGAAAGUUUUAAGAUAGAAAUGGAUAAAUUAAUUUUAAGACUCAUAUGUUAGGCUUAUUUCCCUCUCAUUCAUUCUUUCUUUCUUCCUUUCUUUCUUUUUUUUCUUUCUGUUUCUUAUUUUUGUCUGCUUUUUCCUGAUGAAUUCCAGGCUGGCCUUGAACUUGGGAUAUCUUGCUUUACCUCUGGGACAGUGGAUUAUUGACAUGUGUCCCCUGCCAGGCUUACUUUAAGUUUCUAAGUAGGGAUCCCAGUUUGAGCCACUAGUUCUUGCCUGCUGCUUUUAGUAGGUAUAGGACCUGGGAUUCUUAAAGAUCAUUGCCAGAUGUAUAAAUAUAAUUAAAUAAAAUAUAUAGUAAAAGCCAGAAGGAUACAAAUAGCAAGCCCUACUCUUUUCAAUGUACAAUAAACACUAUUUUCCUUUUAAGAAUAGAUAACUAUUUUGUACAUAUAAUAAACGAUGAGGAAUUAAAAACUUGUAGUAUUUUAUAAUAUAUAUGCUUUUCUGUGCUGUUUCAACAGAGAGGGAUAUAAAUGUAUAAAAUCAUCAGAUACUUUGGUACCAAGUAGAGAAGGAUGUCAAAGGAAAGAGUUCCUCUUGCCUUUCUCACCUCCAUCUUCAGGGCUUGAGAGUUAGGGGUCUACUUAACUUAAAAUGUUGCUUGUCUGUUUCUACAAAACUCUUGGCCACACAUGAAUGAGCUCCAUCAAUGCUGAGAUGAAGAAUUCCCGGAUUCCUGCCUCAGUGGAGGCCUCUGAUCAUAAUUGUUGGAUGUGAUAACUGGAUUGUUCUGGCUGCUCGAAAGCCCUACAAGCCCAGACCUUUUCCUGGAUCAAGGUCCCGCUAGACUCCUUGACUUCUUGUCUCAUAUUUCCAUGGGCUGGCCUAGUUCCUAAGAGUUUUUAUUGCCCAGUAUCCUCCCAGUGUCCAUCCUCAUUGGCCUUGUGAAUCCUGGUUGGGUCCAACCUGACUGGGCGAUGCUGAAAUCUGUCCGCUGUAGAACUCCUCAGAGCCCCAUGUUAGUUAGUUGGGUGUACGCUCAUGGCCAUCUCAUAGGUGGACAUCAUGUCAACCCCUCAACCUGUAAUGAGUGUUUGGAAAUAAUGGUGCUUCAAAGUGAGCAUUCUGGCUAUCUCUAUGAGGCACUCUGCAAUCUGUGAUGCCUAGCAUCAGUAUCCUCCCUCCCCCCAAAAGAUACUGAGCCAAGACUAAGCCAUAGCCUUUAAAGCACAGGCCAGAGAAGACUAUGGAUGCUUCCUGGAGACAAUGCUACAGUAAGUGGUAGUGCUCAGGGUGUUUUCUGAAGACAGAGCCCCGAGGCAGGAGAGAUAGCUUUACAGUUCAAGGUGGAUCCUGUCUUUCUCCUUUGGAAUAAAAUCUAGAUGAAUAAUUUAUCCCUGAAUUAUGGUGGAGAGGGAUUGUCUUAUUAUUACACAGCCCAUGAGUCACUACUGUUUGCCCCAACCAUCAUCUUAAUAAGGUGACAGAAAUAACAUUAAUUAUGGAAAAUAUUGUGUCAUGGUCUUGGGUUGUGUAGUCACACACACGCACAUGGACAUACGAACUUAGAAUCCCAAAUGGGAGAGAGAAAGGGGAAGGGUGGGUGGAAGGGAGAGAGUGGGUGUUUCUUUUACAGAUCCAGUGAAGAAGGAAAGAGAGGAGGGAGCAUGUCCACAGGAAUGUGCUCUGAGCUUUUCCUCAGCGCAACAGACUUCCAAAUUAAGCAUGGUACUUCUUUAGUCCCAAGCAGGACUAGAACUUCCCUCCAUGAGUUUGGGCAGUUUAUGCUCAGCAAGGACAAACUAGUUGCUAUGAUUUCAAGGGCAAUAAAAAGAAGGUUGUCAAUCUAUAAGCACAUUUGAAGAGUGUGUGUGAGUUCAUGUUUGUGAGUAUGAAUAUGGUCAUGACACACACAUGCAAGUUAGAGGUUAACAAGGGGUGUAUGUCUUUAUCUUUCAGCUUGUUUGAGAUGGGAUCACCUGUUAUUUGUUAGUAUGUAUACAAGGUUAGCUGGUUCACAAACUACGGGAUAUUCUCCUGACUUUAUCUCCCAUCUCAACAUAAGCGUUCUGGUAUUAUAGAUGUGCGUUUUAUCCCUGGAUUUUAUAUGGAUUCUGAAGAUUUAAACUUAGUUCCCCGUGCUUGCACGGCAAGGACUUCAGCCAUUGUGCCAUUGCCCCAGUCCUUAAAAAAAAGUUAUAAACUUCAAACAUAUAAUCUAGACUUAAUAUUUUGGGGCAAAACCAAGCAAGUGCUAUCUACUCUAGAAAAUGAAGUUAUGGAGUUAAUUAUUCCAAUUUAGCCUCAGUGUGUGUACUAGCUAGGGUCUUUGUUUCUCUUUCACCUUUCCCACAGAAGGUGACAUGCAGAGACUGUGGAGAUGGACAGCCAGUGCUCUGGAAUGGACUUCUUGGGGUCCCCGUCCUCCGGUGUUGCUAAGAUGUGUGCAUUGAUGUCUUCCAAGCGACCAGCCUCUCCGUAUGGGGAGACAGAUGGAGAGGUAGCCAUGGUGACAAGCAGACAGAAAGUGGAAGAGGAGGAGAGUGAGAGGCUCCCAGCCUUUCACCUUCCCUUACAUGUGAGUUUUCCCAACAAGCCUCACUCUGAGGAAUUUCAGCCAGUUUCUCUGCUGACUCAAGAGACUUGUGGUCCUAGGACCCCCACUGUGCAGCACAACACAAUGGAAGUCGAUGGCAAUAAAGUUAUGUCUUCAUUAGCUCCAUACAACUCAUCUACCUCACCUCAGAAGGCAGAAGAAGGUGGGCGACAGAGUGGCGAGUCCGUGUCGAGUGCAGCCCUGGGGACUCCCGAGCGGCGCAAGGGCAGCUUAGCGGAUGUGGUGGACACCCUGAAGCAGAGGAAGAUGGAAGAGCUGAUCAAGAAUGAGCCAGAAGACACUCCCAGUAUUGAAAAGCUACUCUCCAAGGACUGGAAAGACAAGCUCCUGGCAAUGGGAUCAGGGAACUUUGGAGAAAUAAAAGGGACUCCUGAGAGCCUCGCUGAGAAGGAGCGGCAGCUCAUGGGUAUGAUCAAUCAGCUGACCAGUCUACGGGAGCAACUCCUGGCUGCCCACGAUGAGCAGAAGAAGUUGGCUGCAUCUCAGAUAGAGAAACAGCGUCAGCAGAUGGAGCUGGCCAAGCAGCAACAGGAGCAGAUCGCGAGGCAACAGCAGCAGCUUCUGCAGCAACAACACAAAAUCAACUUGCUUCAGCAACAGAUCCAGGUUCAAGGUCAGCUGCCGCCAUUGAUGAUUCCCGUGUUCCCUCCUGACCAGCGGACCCUCGCAGCAGCUGCCCAGCAAGGAUUCCUCCUUCCUCCUGGUUUCAGCUACAAGGCUGGGUGCAGUGACCCUUACCCUGUUCAGCUGAUCCCAACCACCAUGGCAGCUGCCGCUGCAGCAACACCAGGCUUAGGCCCACUCCAGCUGCAGCAGUUCUAUGCUGCCCAGCUAGCCGCAAUGCAGGUUUCUCCAGGAGGGAAGCUCCUAGGCCUACCCCAAGGCAACCUUGGUGCUGCCGUGUCUCCUACCAGCAUUCACACAGACAAGAGCACAAACAGUCCACCACCCAAAAGCAAGGAUGAAGUGGCCCAGCCACUGAACCUAUCAGCUAAGCCCAAGACCUCUGAUGGCAAAUCACCUGCAUCGCCCACCUCUCCUCACAUGCCAGCUCUGAGAAUAAACAGUGGGGCUGGCCCCCUCAAAGCCUCUGUCCCAGCAGCGUUAGCUAGUCCUUCUGCAAGAGUUAGCACAAUAGGCUAUUUAAAUGACCACGAUGCUGUCACCAAGGCAAUCCAAGAAGCUCGCCAGAUGAAAGAGCAACUCAGGCGAGAGCAGCAAGCGUUGGACGGGAAGGUGGCCGUGGUGAACAGCAUAGGUCUCAGCAACUGCCGGACAGAAAAGGAAAAAACAACACUGGAGAGCCUGACUCAGCAGUUGGCAGUUAAACAGAAUGAAGAAGGGAAAUUUAGCCAUGGAAUGAUGGAUUUCAAUAUGAGUGGAGAUUCUGACGGAAGCGCUGGAGUCUCAGAGUCAAGAAUUUACAGGGAAUCCAGGGGACGUGGAAGCAACGAGCCCCACAUAAAGCGUCCAAUGAAUGCCUUCAUGGUGUGGGCGAAAGAUGAACGGAGGAAAAUCCUUCAGGCCUUUCCCGACAUGCACAAUUCCAACAUCAGCAAGAUACUGGGAUCUCGCUGGAAAGCUAUGACCAACCUAGAGAAACAGCCAUACUAUGAGGAGCAGGCCCGCCUCAGCAAGCAGCACCUGGAGAAGUACCCGGACUACAAGUACAAGCCUCGGCCAAAGCGCACCUGUCUGGUGGACGGCAAGAAACUGCGUAUCGGGGAGUACAAGGCCAUCAUGCGGAACCGGAGGCAGGAAAUGCGACAGUACUUCAACGUUGGGCAACAAGCACAGAUCCCCAUCGCGACGGCCGGCGUUGUGUACCCCGGCGCCAUCGCCAUGGCCGGAAUGCCGUCCCCUCACCUGCCCUCCGAGCACUCGAGCGUGUCCAGCAGCCCGGAGCCCGGGAUGCCCGUGAUCCAGAGCACUUAUGGCACGAAGGGAGAGGAGCCCCACAUCAAGGAAGAGAUCCAGGCUGAGGACAUCAACGGAGAGAUUUACGAGGAGUACGAUGAGGAGGAGGAGGACCCGGAUGUGGAUUAUGGGAGUGACAGCGAAAACCACAUUGCGGGACAAGCCAACUGAUAAGGGCCAACAGACUGUGGUGAGCCGAGGACUUGAAGAAGCCCUGUCCGGUUCAUCCUUCCCAGUGGCCAAGCACAUUAACUCUCUCAUACACUGACUGUUAUUUUAACUGUUAGUCUUAAAUAGUUGGGACAUCAGCUGACAAAUAGACCUCAGCCUCAAAAGGCUCGGAAAGAAAAGAAAGAAAGAAAAAAUUACAAGCAAAAACGUCAUCAAGAAGAAGAGAUCGAAAUAAGCUAUGGGUUAAACAGUGCCAGUAACUCAGCUGCUACACCCCAGCACUGAAGUCUCACCCGUCAACUUUUUUUUUUUUUAAUAAACUUUAUGGCUGUUUGUUCUA
Molecule: messenger RNA, 6241 nt
Organism: Mus caroli (Ryukyu mouse)
Lineage: Eukaryota; Metazoa; Chordata; Mammalia; Rodentia; Muridae
Source: RefSeq, a predicted model, not a curated record